CAUCCAUCUCUCGAUGCUUUUGAUUCCGCAUCUGGCGUCGAAACCAUUCAGCGCGCUAUGGACGGUCACGAGUGGGCUGUCGUUUGCGCCGCUCGCGUCGGUGCCGAUUUACUCGAGCACGAAAGCGGCGCUGCACUCUUUCACGUGGUCGCUGCGCCACCAGCUCGCCGACACGUCCGUGCGCGUCAUUGAGAUCCUGCCGCCUGCUGUCGACACUGACCUGCAGGCGCCGGGCCUCCACACGUUUGGCGUCAACGUCGACGUCUUUGCUGACAGCAUCCUCGAGCGCCUCAGCGCGGGCGAGACGGAGAUCGGAUACGGCAUGGCCGAGAGCAGUCGCGUGGCGUUCCGGUCGGCGUUUGAGAUCGCAUUCGGAAACAUGAACAAGAACCUUCAUUUUUCGGCGCCAUCGACGUAGGAAAAGGUCGAAUGCGCUAAAUUUGACAUUAUUUGUGUCGAUUUCC
Saprolegnia diclina VS20 is the source of this 464-nucleotide messenger RNA. RefSeq lists its product as hypothetical. The record is from RefSeq and is a predicted model, not a curated record. Gene Ontology annotation, molecular function: oxidoreductase activity. Gene Ontology annotation, cellular component: endoplasmic reticulum. NCBI's taxonomy places the organism in Eukaryota, Oomycota, Saprolegniomycetes, Saprolegniales, Saprolegniaceae. Bases 14 to 418 code for a protein of 134 amino acids. The transcript has a single exon.